Messenger RNA from Lithohypha guttulata, 1908 nucleotides. RefSeq lists its product as uncharacterized. Gene Ontology annotation, biological process: protein phosphorylation. The record is from RefSeq and is a predicted model, not a curated record. Bases 1 to 1908 code for a protein of 635 amino acids. NCBI's taxonomy places the organism in Eukaryota, Fungi, Ascomycota, Eurotiomycetes, Chaetothyriales, Trichomeriaceae. The transcript is spliced from 2 exons. Gene Ontology annotation, molecular function: protein serine/threonine kinase activity; ATP binding.
AUGGACUACACACAUGGUCGUGACCCAGAUGCCAACAAGAAAAGAGUUGUCAAGACCGAACUCUUCAGAAGAGGCAACUUCUAUGGCGUUCACGCACGCAAUGCUGACCUUCGUCCGAUGCCGUUGGCACUGUCCCAGCUAGCGGAGAGGAAGGACUCAAGUAGGAAUCAGGGUCAGUAUCUUACAGUUGGUCAACGUAUUCGAGAACUAUACUACUCGGUCCUUCAAUACAGGGACGAGGACGAGACACAAUGGCAUUUUCGACGACUGUUGGGUUAUGGAUCUUUUGGAGUCGCGGCACUGUACGAGAGGAGAGAACCAGAGUGGGCGGCUAGCGUAGGCGCAAACCCAGUAACUGAUCAACUCGUCGUUAAGUCCGAGGCAGUAGACGGUAGAAAUGCUGUCAAUCCUAUCCGAAUCGAUAUAGCGGUCGAAGCCUGGAAUCUGGCUCAAUUGAUGGAGCGUAAGCAGGAGUCCAAUGUGAGACUCCGCGACUACAAGUUUCACCAGGGAGAUUAUUCCGUCCUCGGUGGAAGAUUCCCACCGAGUGAGGUCGAACGGUUCUCUCCACCUUUCUUCAAGGAGUGGAGGUAUUAUCUCGAGUAUUGCUCGCUCGAUACGAUAUACCAUCUGAUGCUGAAGUACAAGGCUUGGGGUUACUACUUGCCCGAAGCGUUCAUCUGGUGGACGUUCUUCUGGCUUACCUAUUCAUGUCAAUCGAUGGAUGUCAACAACGAGCAUCCAUUCAGAGACGAUCAAGAUCAGGAAAUGGCGGACUCUUUCAUGCUGCAUAACGACAUGAGCUGGCGGAACGUGUUCAUGCAGAAGUCUGAAGAGGACGUGGUCCAUCAUGGACCGCCAGUAGAUCAGUACCCAAUGCCGAAAAUGGCGGAUUUUGGCCUGAGUCAAAUAACAAGGAUUGACCACGAAAGAAAUCGGAUGCGCGAUCUCAAUCCAGGGACAGCAGUAUUUAUGCCUCCAGAGAAACGGAGGGUACGUCCAGCAUUGGAAUUCUAUCCAUUCACGGGACCGGGUGCAUACCCCAUCAGGAACAACCUGUUGACAAGAAUGCCGUACCUUGACAAGAGAUAUCAUCCGGUGGGUCCCGAAGCCAAUUUGUGGGGCGCGGCCACUAUCGUUUACCUGCUCAUGACUCUGAAUAAUAUCGAUGAAGUGGACAGGAUACUCGAAGAUGAAUUCCAAGACCAUGACCGGCUCAAGCGUAGUCGUAUGCCGGGUCGAGAUCGUCGGCGAAGCUCCGCAGGCCUAUUCAUGAUGAACGAGAUCGAUACGGAUCUCCCCAGUAUUGCACGCUAUUCGGCGGAUUAUAGCGAUGAACUCCAAGAACUCGUGCUACAAUGCAUGCGUCUCCGGCCACAUGAUCGGCCCCGACUCUCCGACGUUCUUCAAGCUACCUCAGAUGGGAUGAACAAGGAAAUCAGUCGUCUGUAUCAUGAGUUUGACGACAACGCCGCGACGGUUCAGGAAGUGACUCGGGUACAGUACUUGGACGAAGAAUGGAAUCAAACUCCACGUGGACCUUUCAACUUCGGCAUCGAUCUUGUCCCUAAUCCUGUGUCUGGUGUGAGCAGUCAGGAUGCACAAUAUUUCUGGCACGAUUUCCACCAAUACUGCGACAAUGCGGCGAUGAGGGAUCCAGAUGCAGUUGUGCUAGUGCCGCCGGAGCCGAAUACUCGGUUUAGUGAUGCGGUCCAUGAGGGACAACAUUGGGUUGGCAAUGACUGGGUAUUUUAUGCCCCAACAAGCUGGAGGGGCCAAGUGCAUCAGGGUGAACCAUUGCCAGCGGGUGGAAGAAUCUUUGUUCCGAACAAGAAUUCGGCUCUGCUGCGAGAGGUGCUAGAACAGGAGGGCAUGGAUCCGGAAACCGCAGCACCAUUGUUUCUGUAA